UACUGAUGUAUUUCGCAACAUAUAUAAUUGGACAGACACCUUUUCCAGAAUUCACUGUUGUGGGAAUGCUUGAUGAUGUACAAGUAAGGUACUAUGACUCAGUUACACAGAGAGCUGUAAGUCACUCUCACAAUGAUACCAAACACUAUGAUGAAGAGCAAACUGAUGACAUUGUUAUAUUCCGUGAUAUGUACUACAACUUGAAAGAUCGAGCAUAUUAUCUGAAGGACAAUCUAAAUCUCUCUGAUGGUGUACAUGUACAUCAGAGGCUUGCUGGAUGUGAAUUGUUGGAAAAUGACAAACCGGGUCCAAUUUACACAUGGGAUGCAUUUAAUGGUCAAAUGAAAGAGUGGGGUAUAUUUGAUGCUGAGACAAAAAUAUUAGAGAUUAACUUAUCAUUAAUACGUGCAUGGGACCAGCACAAACAUAUUUAUGUAAAUUUUCUUUAUGAAAAUAUUUAUCAUCCUAUUUGCCUGAAGAUUUUGAGGAGGAACAUGAAGAAAAGCAGCAUUCUGCAAAAAGUGAAACCCAGAGUCAGACUCCUAAAAAAGGUGCUUGCAGCAUCUCAUGAGUAUCAAAUCACAUGCCUGGUAACAGGUUUUUAUCCCCGCGACAUUAACGUGACUCUUGUCAGAGAUGGUCAGACUGCUGAUAAUGGAAAAAUCACAGGAGGCAAUCCUCUUCCCAAUGGAGAUGGAACUUACCAGAUAAGGAAGAGUUUGGUGAUGAGUGUUAAGGAACUACAUGACAGACAUAAUUACAGCUGUGCAAUAAAUCACUCAAGUCUGGACAACACACUGGACAUUAUGUUUGGUACAAAAAAAAAAACAUUCAGCCUGGUCUUAUGAUGCUCACCUUCAGUAUAGUGAAGUUCUGUUUUUAAUCUCAGUUAAUGAUUAAUCUUUCUAUUUUAGAUCUGGAAGAA
Messenger RNA from Carassius gibelio (silver crucian carp), 925 nucleotides. Its product is annotated as major histocompatibility complex class I-related gene protein-like. The coding region runs from base 6 to 848 and encodes 280 amino acids. The transcript is spliced from 3 exons. The record is from RefSeq and is a predicted model, not a curated record. Lineage: Eukaryota; Metazoa; Chordata; Actinopteri; Cypriniformes; Cyprinidae. Gene Ontology annotation, cellular component: external side of plasma membrane. Gene Ontology annotation, biological process: immune response.